Notolabrus celidotus (New Zealand spotty) is the source of this 4128-nucleotide messenger RNA. Its product is annotated as rho GTPase-activating protein 12-like. The coding region runs from base 360 to 2972 and encodes 870 amino acids. The record is from RefSeq and is a predicted model, not a curated record. The transcript is spliced from 18 exons. Gene Ontology annotation, biological process: regulation of GTPase activity; signal transduction. Gene Ontology annotation, cellular component: cytoplasm. Gene Ontology annotation, molecular function: protein binding. Lineage: Eukaryota; Metazoa; Chordata; Actinopteri; Labriformes; Labridae.
CAAGCAUUUCUGAUUCUGAUGCGGAGUGAAGCAUCUCCUCUACAGACGAUCUUCGCGGUGAAGGUAGUUGCCAAAGUUGUGAGAGCAGACCGGAGCAGACCGAGUCCACGGGUCUGCUGUGAGGAUCACACCGGCCAGGAGAGAGCAGGAGACACGGGAGCGCCUCUAUCUGUCAGCCCGGACCAGGAAAGAGCAAGUUCCACACGGCGGUCGAUCGACGGGAAAGUUUACCUGAAUAACCUCCUCUCCUUUGGGAUAGCUGCUGCUUCCUUUCCUUCCUCCUCACUGAAGCUCAGGAAGCCAUGCCUACAAACAUCCUUCUCCUGAGGUGAGCUACCUUGUAGACGGUCAGCGGCAUCAUGGCGGAACUGCCUAUUGCCCCGGGCGAGGUCUACAUAGAGGUGGAGUACGACUAUGAAUACAAGUCCAAAGACCGCCUCAUCGUCAUCCGCCAGGGGGAAUGCUACAUGCUGGUGAAGAAAUCCAACGAGGACUGGUGGCAGGUGAGGAAGGAGGAGGGGACCAAAGCCUUUUAUGUACCUGCACAGUAUGUUCGUGAGGUCCGCAAAGCCCUCAUGCCCCCUCCGAAAUCCCUCUCGCAUCCUUCUUCUGCCACUGGAAACUCACAUCCUCAAAGUGGAGGGGGUGCCCUUUGGGUAAAGCCAACUAAUCUAGACCUGGGACUCCCCGACCGGACUCCUGAGAACCUCCACAGACACGAGUCCAGCUACCGCCGCUCGCCCUCUGCACAAACUGCCUCUUCUGGGCACUUCAGUCCUCCCAGUCAGCGCAGGGACAGUAACCACUAUCAACCCCCGACAUCUCCCACCGACCCCGAACGAGCCCUGGCUGAUGUCUUUCUCAGUGGGCACCAUGCCGCCCUUAGAGGAGGGUCUCUGCCCCGAACCAGAGCUCGAUCCCCUGAGCUUGUCAGAACACCGUUGGAUGUGGACAGCACCCAUCACUGUGACUCUGCAGGGGAGGAGAGGCGCACCAACGACUCGGAGUCAGGAGACGAGCUGAGCAGCAGUUCUACUGAACAUCUCCAGACGGUGUCUUCUUCAGGCCACGGCCGCUCCGACUCCCCUGUCUACACCAACCUCCAGGAGCUGAAGAUCACCCAGACCAGCCUGCCCCCCGCCCCUUCAGGCUCCCCACUCCACGCGCUGGGAGACUGGGAGACCUACAAGGACCAGAACGGCCGGCACUUCUACUACAACCGCUCCACCCAGGAGAGGACCUGGAAGCCGCCUCGAACCAGGGACGCGAGCACCGGGAGCUCUAGAGGAGACAGCCACAGCGCAGGAGAGAGCUCAGAGACCACUCCUCUCUCGCUCUCGCCGUCUUUCCUUCCCUUCCUCUCGCUCUCGAUUGGUCGAUUCCAGCCUCUGUCAUCGGAGGACACCUGCUUCAGCGCCUACUCUAGCCAGUCAGACAGUCAGUACGGCUCUCCGCCGCGCGGCUGGUCGGAGGAGAUGGACGAGUUCGGACACACGCUGUACGUCAGCGACUAUACGAACGAGAAGUGGUUGAAACACGUGGAUGAGCAGGGCAGACCGUAUUACUACAGUGCAGAUGGUUCAAGGUCAGAAUGGGAGCUUCCAAAGUACAACCACUCUCCCCCUCAGCCUUCUGGAGACGCCCCAAAGAGUCGCAGUCUGGAUCGGAGACAGGUGGAGCCCAUCGUGCUCACCAAAUGGAGGCACAGCGCCUACGUACAAGAUCCAAAUGACAAGGACGCUCCUCUGGGUCCCAAGCCCCCUUCACCUGACUCUGACUCCUGCCCUUCAUCUCCCAAGCCCCCCACCUCCCCGUCUGAAAAGUGUGGCGUUCUAAACGUAACAAAAAUCACUGAGCACGGAAAGAAAGUACGGAAAAACUGGACGUCUUCCUGGACGGUGCUCCAAGGAUCCACGUUGCUGUUUGCCAAAGGCCAAGGAGGAGGAACCAGCUGGUUUGGAGGGAGUCAGUCCAAACCUGAGUUCACUGUGGAUCUGAGGGGCGGCUCUGUGGAGUGGGCUUCGAAGGAUAAGUCCAGCAAGAAGCAUGUUAUAGAGGUGAAGACUCGGCAGGGCACGGAGCUGCUGAUCCAGUCCGAAAACGACGGCGUGGUCAACGAUUGGUUCAGAGCACUGCAGGACACCAUCAGCACUCAUGCCUGGGAGUCUGAUGAGGCCAUAGAGGAGGACAUGCCGGAGUCACCUGGUCUGGAGAAACAUGACAAGGAGAAGGAGCACAGAGACUCAAAGAAAGGUAGAGCCAUGAAGACCUCCACCAGCAUGGACGGCUCGGACAACAAGAAGACCAGGCACAAGCUGAAGAAGUUCCUGACCCGCCGCCCGACCCUGCAGGCCGUCAGAGACAAGGGGUACAUCAAAGAUCAGGUGUUCGGCUGCAGCCUCUCCAGCUUGUGUCACAGAGAGAGCGACACGGUGCCCAGCUUUGUCCGGAUGUCCAUCGACCACGUGGAGAACAACGGUCUGUGUGUCGACGGGCUGUACAGAGUCAGUGGAAACCUCGCUGUCAUACAAAAACUACGCUUCGCUGUUAAUCAUGAUGAAAAGGUGAACCUGGCAGACUCAAAGUGGGAGGACAUCCACGUGACCACCGGAGCUCUAAAGAUGUACUUCAGGGAGCUGCCGGAGCCUCUCUUCACCUAUGCCUUCUUCCAUGACUUUGUCAGCUCCAUCAAGCUUCCAGAAUACAAGCAUCGAGUCCAGUCCAUCAAAGAGCUGGUCAGACAGCUCCCCAAGCCCAACCAGGACACCAUGCAGGCUCUCUUCAAACACCUGAGGAAGGUGAUUGACCACGGAGAGGAGAACCGCAUGACCACCCAGAGCGUGGCCAUCGUGUUCGGCCCUACGUUGCUGCGGCCUGAAACAGAGACCUGGAACAUGGCGGUCCACAUGGUCUACCAGAACCAGAUAGUAGAGCUAAUACUGCUGGAGUACGAGAACAUUUUCGGCAGGUAGAGAGACUAUGGAGGACAAGCGUCUUUGUUUUUUUUCCUCACCCAGCCUGGCCUGACCUGGGCUGUGUCGCGAUCCAGCUGGUCCAAGAGCCGCUGCUUCUUCUUCUUCAUCUCAAACAACAUCCUGUGGUCACCGGCUUCUCCAAAGCUCGCAAUAUCCGGACCAAAGCCACGCGAAUAUGUCACGAACCAAAACAUAGAUGUUAAAAAAAAUAUGCGACCAACAGUUUUAGACUUUGCACUUUUCAGUCUCUUGUUUGUCCUGCAGCUUCGUUUGUGCCACUUUACUGCAAAAGGUGACGUCUUCCUGUCUCAACACUGGACUCCUGAAGCUGAAUCACAGGCAGAACAAGCUUCUAACUACUGCACAGACUGACCGAGACCAAAGGAGCUGCAGAGGGUUGAGCCUCAGCAGCCUGGACUACAGAGGAGGCGUCAGUAUUGGGUGGUGGAGGUGGAGGUGCCCCCUGUUUGUACUGUACUGUAUAUUUUAGAACGCACUGGGAAAAAAAACAAACUGCUGUGCUUUGCUUUAAACGUUUAGACACUAAAAGAAGAAACUCUUAGAACAAGGAGAAGAAGGGAUGUCUUUUAGGAACAUGUUUUGCUCCCUUUCUUUAAAAAAAAAUGUUUUAUCCCCCUUCUACCUCUUUCCAUCCCCCAUCUGAGUCUGCUUCUACACCCUGAAACACUCGACCCGGGGUCCUCUGAACACAUUAGAGCUUCUUAUUCUUCUGUAACAUGUAUAAAUGCACUCCACCUUCUCCAUUUGGCUUUAAGAACAAAUCAUCUUGACAUCAGCUUGAUAAACAAAUAAAGGUACUCAUCUGUGUCUUUCCUUGAGUUGUGGAUAUUAAAUGUUCAGGCCUCUGAACAUGACUCCAUUGAUACAUCUGUACAGUGUUUAUGUGUGUGCAUGUGGAUGGGGGGAGUGGUGGACGGAUGAAUGAAUGGAUUUAAUGACGAUGUAUUGUACAAAUAGUAAAUAUAAGUACGUAUGCCUGGAGUGUUAUGAAUUUAAGAGGGAGAAAUCACUAUUUUGUGAGCAUGGGUUAACCAACAGAGGAGUGAUGGAGGAGCACAAAGGAUGUGGAGGUUAGGAUUGUGAAUGUAACUGUUGGCUUUAACAAACUGGAAUAAAGACCUCUAAUAACACA